Molecule: messenger RNA, 2418 nt
Organism: Cynoglossus semilaevis (tongue sole)
Lineage: Eukaryota; Metazoa; Chordata; Actinopteri; Pleuronectiformes; Cynoglossidae
Gene: dlx1a
Product: distal-less homeobox 1a
Exons: 5
Coding region: 658-1422 (254 amino acids)
Biological process (GO): embryo development; negative regulation of transcription by RNA polymerase II; cell differentiation
Molecular function (GO): DNA-binding transcription factor activity, RNA polymerase II-specific; RNA polymerase II cis-regulatory region sequence-specific DNA binding
Source: RefSeq, a predicted model, not a curated record
UGCAGAUGUAACCAAACUUGUUUUUGUUAUUUUUGUGGAUUUAGCUAACAGACUUAUGCAACAUAAACAACACGGUCAGACAACACCAACCUUAAUUAUUAAGGUUUAUGGCUCACAUUCACCUGUUCAGGACUAAAUGAUCAGCUCUACAACAUGUGGAGAUGAUGGAGGGGCUGCGGAUGGAGCAGAGUUCCUGCUCUGUGCAGGCAGAAGCAUCAGAAGAAGAGGAGCAGCAGCAAAAAGCUGAAAAUAUGUCCAGUGAUUGUGGAAUAAAGCGCUGGAUUAUUCUCCUUCUUCUUGGUUCUUCCGCGGUGCGCACUAAGGCUCUCUGACCCCGGAUGGCGCGGAUUUAUCUGCUUCUUUUCCAUCACAGGAUAAAAGAACCCCAGCGGCGCCAAUCGGCUUCCCUCUUGAAGGCAGUGGACCAAUCAGCGAGCGUCUUGGAUGAAUAUUCAUGAGUCCGGGAUUCAAACCUUUGAGCGAGUUUGUCUUGGUCCACAGCAUCAUACCUGGGACUUUUCACUGACACAAACUGCAUUUUCUUAUGAAUGGAAAGAGUAAAAGGGAGUGCGGCUUAAAUUGGGACUCGUCCUCCUUCAGUGAGAUCAUAGAAGACGGAAAAGAACAAAAGCGAGACGAGGGCAACCGUCAGAAGAGAUGACAAUGACUACGAUCCCAGAGAGUCUCAACAGCCCUGCCUCAGGAAAAGCCGUUUUCAUGGAGUUUGGACCCCCGAGUCAGCAAAUGUCUCCGUCCUCCAUGUCUCACGGACACUAUCCCAUGCACUGUUUACAUUCUGCAGGUCACGGCCAGCACGACAGCUACAGUCCUGGCUCCUCGUUCCCCAGGUCCCUGGCUUAUCCAUACGUCAACUCAGUCGGCAGCCAUUCCUCCAGUCCGUACCUGAGCACAGUGCAGAGUUACCAGAACAGCUCGGCGCUGACGCAGACGCGGCUGGAAGACGCGGCGGCAGAAACAGAGAAAAACACAGUGGUGGAAGGAGGUGAGGUUCGAUUCAACGGCAAAGGGAAGAAGAUCAGGAAACCAAGGACUAUCUACUCCAGUUUGCAGCUCCAAGCUCUGAACAGGAGAUUUCAACAAACCCAGUAUUUGGCUUUACCAGAGAGAGCGGAGCUGGCGGCGUCGCUGGGUCUGACACAGACACAGGUAAAGAUCUGGUUCCAAAACAAACGAUCCAAAUUCAAGAAGCUCAUGAAACAAGGCGGUGGCGCCAUCGACGCCAACGCUUUGGCCACAGGCCGCGGACUGUCUAGCGGCUCCCCCUCGGUGGCACCUGUCUGGAGCUCGCCGACCACUGUGAAGACUCCAGCGGGGGCCACGACCGGGUCCUACAUCCCCAGCUACACCUCGUGGUAUCCCACCACACACCCGGAGUCUAUGCAACAGUCACAGCUCAUGUGAGAACACGGAGCCUCAGCUCCAGGACUUCUGAGCAGGCUCACAUGCAGCCGCUUUUGGCGCGGUACACAGCACUGAUUUUUACGCACAACACCAAACCAGGCCGGAGUUUGCUGCCGCACGGCGCCAGCUCACACCGUGGCCUCCUGAGAAACCGGGUGAUGGGAAGGAGCAGAGGCACGGAGAGAGGAGAGAGUAGCGAAAGAAGGAGCAUAGAGACUGAAAAAGGCGCACCACAGCGCGGUGCGCCCGAGGCCACCAGGCCUGUCAGAGCCAGCGGAAAUCGCAGACAGAUGGAUCCAUUUUUGGCUGCUGUUAAUCAUCUUUGUGUUCUUUGAAAACAUAUCUGUGUGACUUAUCCUGUUGUUGAGAUACAUGUUUAUUAGAAAACGUGCUUGUUUACGCCACAUGUCCCAAAACGAGUCCUAAAAAGACGUAAAACUCAACCUGCACCCACCAAAGGAUAGAAAUUGGCCACAGGGCAGAGGAUUUACUGUCUGCAGCCUCAAACUGUUACUAUGUUGUUUUUACGUGUUCGUUAUUUAAGUUUAAAUUAUUACUCGCUUAAACCUUUCUUUCAUUUGUCCGUGUGGUCAUUUCUGUAAGUAACAACACUGUGUUGUUAAUGCUGCACUAAUGCAAGCAAAGCUUUUCUAUGCCGGCCCCUCAAUGUUAUGUGAACCAUGUUAAACGGUCUGACUAUUAGCUGCUUUAAUGAAAAAAACAAAAACAAAACCAGUCAUUAUCACGUGGAGGAGCAGCUCAUACGUCACUGUAAUCUGUACAUAUGUUUUUAUCAUCACUUUUUGUUUCGUGCUGUACUGGAUGCGCUGUGAAACAGGGUUUGUUUUAGUCCUUUUUCUGUAUUUGUCCAGAUGUGUUUAGUCCAAAAAAUAGAGGAUAUUUAGUUUUGUAUUGAUUAAUUAAUUUAUUGAUCUGUUUCUGAGGUUUAUGUAAAUAAUGUGCAAAAACAGUAAAAAAUGAUGAUGAAGAUUUAAA